Messenger RNA from Colletotrichum higginsianum IMI 349063, 921 nucleotides. RefSeq names its product Secreted lyase. Gene Ontology annotation, molecular function: pectate lyase activity. Bases 1 to 921 code for a protein of 306 amino acids. The transcript is spliced from 5 exons. Gene Ontology annotation, cellular component: extracellular region. NCBI's taxonomy places the organism in Eukaryota, Fungi, Ascomycota, Sordariomycetes, Glomerellales, Glomerellaceae. The record is from RefSeq and is a predicted model, not a curated record. Gene Ontology annotation, biological process: pectin catabolic process.
AUGAGGAUCACAUUAGCGUUGCUCGUCUCGAUGUGGUCCGCAGCCACCCAGGUUGCCGCCCACCAAAGGCGUCAGGCCGGCGCAGGCGACCCCGACGCGACGCAAGCCGACCUCAGCGCGCGUCCACCGCCCCGGUUCCCCUACCCGGUCACCAGGUUCCCUGUGGCGAACGAGACCGUCGUGUUGAAGGAGGCCUUGUACAUCCUUCCCGGCCAGGUCUUUGACGGCGGCAUGAAGCGGUACGAGCGCCUGGAGGGGAGUUGCAACGAACAAGCCGAGGCUUCGAAGGGCACCGAUGCUGACGCAGUCUUCAACCUGAUGCCCGGUUCAACAAUCAGGAAUGUGAUCAUCGGAACACACCAAGCCGAGGGCAUCCAUGCCCUCGGCGACGCCUGGGUCGAGAACGUGUGGUGGGAGGAUGUCUGUGAAGACGCCCUCACCUCAAAGGGGCUGAACACCCAGCUAAGGGUCAUCGGCGGAGGAGCUCGGGGUGCUUCGGACAAGAUCUUCCAAGACAACGCCCUGGGCGGCAAGUUUACCAUCACCGGCUUCUACGCCCAAGACUUUGGCAACUUCUACAGGUCGUGCGGCAACUGCGUGCUGCAGGCCAAACGGACCGUCAACGUCACAAACGUCGUCGCCGUCAACGGGACGAGGAUGGGAGCUAUCAACGCCAACUACAACGACGAGUACCAUCUCAGCUACGCCCAGCUCGACACGCAGAGGAUCGUCGACAAGGGCAUUGGGAACGACCUGCAGAUCGUGCCUUACAUGGUGGGCACCGGCCCGGACGACAAGUACGCCCUGUUCAACGAGACGAGGGACUUCAUCACCAAGUUCGAGGGGACGGUGGACAACGUCUACGAGCCGGAGGACCCGUACCCUUGGCUGUCGGAGUACUGGCCCGAGGGCUUCCAUUAG